GGAAGAGAAAAAGUAAAAGAAAAUGCUCUGAGACUUUGGGCGGUUUCUCUCCGACGCCGCUCCUUCGCUCAAUUUUCGCCGCCGUCACUCCUCUCUAUCCCGUCGCCGGAAAAUUGGUCGUCUCUGCGCUUUCCAUUUCCGGUGCUGUAUCCUCUCUCCCUGAAAACCGUAGCUUUGUGUUGCAUCGGACGUUUCGAAGCACAUUUUGGGGCUAGAUCCGCGAUGAAUAACCUGUCAGGGAGCUGAAAAUGAGGAGAAAGUGUAGAAUUUGGUGGCCAAAGCAGCUCUCUGUCUCUGAAACUCCGACCGACGGUCUCUUGUUUGGGUGGUCAUUUUGUCAAUCCUCUGUUUCGGUUGACUUUGUUGUGGCCUUCGUCUCUGACAAAGGCUCCUUGCCCAACUUCCGGUCACGGCUCCAAGACAGAAUCCAUGAGGCAAAUGAGAAUCUGCCCUCGCAGUUACGGGAUAAGGCUACAUUUACGAUCCUUGGUCAUUAUGGUACAUGCCGUAAUGAGAAUGGUGAGUUAUCCAAGAUUAUAGCUGAUGAAGAUAGCCAGAGUAUGAUCGUAGGUGAAGGCGGUCCAUGUGCAUUUACUGGCUUGAACUGUGGUUGUCAUGGAAUUGAUGGAUUAGUCGAGGAUUUAAGGCAAUAUUCUAUGAGCAGUUACUGGAUCCAUAUGGUGUAUGAUUCUUCCGAGCAUAGUGAUAGAAAGCUUCGUUCAAGUCCCAGAUUGCAUCAUAUACAUUGGAACAGGGAAAUAGUGUCUCAAUGUGAUGUCCACGUGAUAUACUAUGAAACUCCAGUAUAUGGUUCUCACCAUUUUGCCCUCAGUCUUUGGAGUUCUACUCAGGCGAAAACUCCUUUGAAGAAACCCAAGUGGGUUGAUGAAGUUCAACGGCAGCAGCCUCUCUGUGACAUAGAAAUUGUAAUUCUUUCUAUCAAUUGUGCGUCGGCUGUCAAAAUAUGGUACGAGAGAUGCAUACAGUUGGAGGCAUCAGUGCAGAAUAGUUCCAUUAGUUAUAUGAUAUUUUCUUUGGCCUCACAGUUACUGGCCACGAUUUUAGCUUCGACAUCAACUCUAUAUUAUGGCUUCAUUCAGUUCUUCUAUUUCCUUUCAAGUAUUCCAUUUUUCUAUUGGAUGCACAUCACAUCAGAAAGGGUGCUCAAGAAUACAUGGACCAAUCUCAGAAUACGCAGUUGUCAGAUAUUAUAUUGGCCGAUUCUCCUUCAAGAGAAUGACAUGAGGUCGAGAUACUGUGUGGAACAUGCAGAGAAAGCUGUGCUACAAAGGCAUGCCAUGUGGUCGGCCUUAGCUGUCGAUGUUGUUUCAGGGAUUUUGAUGGGUCUGGGACUUUUGUUUCACACAGAUUCCAUCUGCCUAUGGAUUUUCAACUUUACAAAGGAGUUUACAAACGGUAUUUUGCGGUCAGGUUGUGUGUGGUUGAUGGGAGUCCCGGCAGGUUUUAAGUUGAACACUGAAUUGGCUGGCGUUCUUAGCAUGGUGUCUCUAAACGUGAUCCAGAUAUGGUCUACUCUCUGGGUCUUUAUGGCUUCAUUUAUCUUUUGUGCCAUACGAUUACUUGCCCUCGUGGGGAUUACUUUUGGUACCACGGUAGCUGCUGCUUUGGUCACAGAUAUCAUUACUUUUGCAACACUUCAUAUAUCAGUUCUUCAUCAGACUAUUGCAUUCUUGUAUUCUCACCAGAUUGAAGCAUUAGCAGCUCUGUGGAGACUUUUCCGAGGCCGGAAGUCGAAUCCUCUGCGCCAAAGGUUGGACAGCUAUGGGUACACCGUGAAGCAACAUGUAGUGGGAUCGCUUCUGUUCACUCCUCUUUUGCUUCUCUUGCCAACCACUUCAGUUUUCUUCGUUUUCUUUACCAUCCUGAACACAGCAAUCAACUCCAUCUGUAUGUUGAUUGAAAUCACCAUAUCGGUCAUCCACUCCACUCCAUAUACCAAAGUCAUUGUUUGGCUUAUCUGGCGCAGAAGAUUUCCUUCCGGUAUAUCGUUCGAGAUCGAGGAUAAAAUCUUCAGUUCUUCAAAUGAUGUUUCCGAGAAGAAAUCCCUUCUUCUGGUUUCCACCCUUCACAGCAACUAUUUAACCAUAGGGCAGAUCCUCAUGCCUCACUAUAAAAUGAUAUUUUCGGGAAUAUCGGGUUCUUCUCUGGCGGCUUCAGCUAGUGGAAUCCUCACCGGCAAAAGAAUGCCUUCGAAGCUGGGACUUGGUCUCCCUCCAACGAUGCCAUGGAUGCAUAUGACAUGCAGAGAGUACUGGAUACGAUGCCGUGAUUCUAUCAUCUCCUCCAUUAAAAACGAUUCAUUCUCGGUGGCAGAUUCAGUGUCGCAAUAGUAGAAGAAACAGAAUCUUACGAAAAACAUAGCAAAAUGGGAUGACCUCUACAGGCAGAGCAUGAUCAUCGGCAACUUCGUCUCGCUUCUUGAUCUGCAACGGAAGGACGGAGGUUUUACUUGUGGGAGCAAUUUUUAUCGUUGGAGUGGUUCGAGGAUAGAAGAAAUCUGUUGGGAAGAAGUUGUACUGAAGCCCCGCCAUGAUCGCUGAGCUCUAUAUGACUAAGAAACUUGUAGGGAUUUUUUUUUGGGUUUGAGGAAAAUGUGAUGGCUUCUGUUGUUGGGGGCUUCAUUUAUAGACAAACCCUUCAUGAGAAUCAGAGCAAUUAAAUUAGGGGUGUCAAUUGCACAUUGGAAAACGUGGGGGUCGCUUUUUUAAAGAACUUUGUGCCCAUCCAA
Tarenaya hassleriana is the source of this 2749-nucleotide messenger RNA. RefSeq names its product N-acetylglucosaminyl-phosphatidylinositol biosynthetic protein gpi1. NCBI's taxonomy places the organism in Eukaryota, Viridiplantae, Streptophyta, Magnoliopsida, Brassicales, Cleomaceae. Bases 249 to 2351 code for a protein of 700 amino acids. The record is from RefSeq and is a predicted model, not a curated record. The transcript has 12 exons. Gene Ontology annotation, biological process: GPI anchor biosynthetic process. Gene Ontology annotation, cellular component: membrane.